This is a messenger RNA of Fusarium sp. VM40, 1431 nucleotides long. The record is from the annotation of a GenBank genome assembly. Lineage: Eukaryota; Fungi; Ascomycota; Sordariomycetes; Hypocreales; Nectriaceae.
AUGCUUCUCUCAGACUCAGACAACCGACUUCCUGUUGUUUUCUCGCUAGUCCCUCUUAACAACGCAGCUGUCAGAGUCCUCAGACACCCAUCAAAUGACCACUUAUUCAAAGACAGUCCAGCCUAUAACAAGAUCGACGUUGUCUUCGACCCCAGCCGCUCAACUGGACUCUUCCCCUGCACCAUAGGCCGAGUAGGCCAUGUCCACAGUCCCCGUCCUAGCAUCGCCAACUUCCAAUGCAGCUUUCAGAUCCACCAAGACACCGGUGAGAUCUUGCUAGUGGACGACUCCCCUACCAAGAGCUGUCAAUUCUUCCAUUGUCAAAGCAGAGGGUCUCGAUUCUACGGGUCAAAGACUCGACCGUUCCAAGAAGGACUUCUUUCUCGUGUUGCUGUCAUUGAUCCAACCAUCAACACCAUAUUCAGCUUUGGCGGGAGAGACGCGUCUUGGUACAGAUGGCAAAUCCAAUGGCACGUCUCCCCACCACUUGACACGCUUGAAUGGAUUGCGACGAUGGAAAUUUCUGACAUUGGAUUGAUUGGCCGGUCUGAGACUGUUGCGAAUCUACCGCUGGUCCGACGCAAGCGUUACGAUCUCCCUGAGGAUCGCUUCCUGAGCCGUGAUAUCAUUUCCCACAGGUUGGACAUGGUCGUUACGAAAGCUGUUGAUGUGUAUUCCGGCCAGUACGUUGCUAUCAAGACUGUCAAAGUUAAAUCUCGGUUCGAAGAUAUCAUGGCCCGGCGAAACGAGACCGAGGAAAUCUUCACCAACUUGAAUCACCCACAUAUCAUUGAAUUCCUUCAGGUGGAAAUCCUGGAAAACGAAUACAAGCUGGUCAUGGAGCUUCAAGGGGGCACUCUGACCGAUUUUGCCCGCGAGAGGCCGUAUGAUCCACGAGCAGGGGAUCCCGUUAUUCGGCCCCUUUUGCACCAGAUGUUGCAGGCUUUGGACUAUCUCGCGUCCAAGGACAUCAUCCACCGAGAUGUCAAACCAGACAACAUCCUCUGGCGCAGAUGCGAGGGUGAGGUUGACUUGCACUACCGUCUUGCCGACUUCGACGUCGCUACUCCAUCAUCUGAUGAUCCAAUACUACUAGCUGGAACUUUACGCUUCAUGGCACCAGAAGUGUUAUUCCCGACCACAGUGACAGGGCAGCCUCACACACCGAAAAUCGACGUCUGGUCCCUCUGGGCUACACUCAUCUGGACGUUUAACAUGGGAACUACUGCCGCGCCUGGAAGAUUCCGCCAGCUUCUUGGAUCAUCUCCCGAGAACAUGAUCUAUCGAGAGAUAGAAGCUCAGGCCAUUGCGGAAGAGUACGGUUCGGCGUUUGCGGCAAUGGCGGUGUCGGAUCCUAAGGAUCGAGCUUCCGCGGGGGAACUUCUUGAAUGGAUGUUUGAAGGCGUUGGACGGACGACUUCUUAUCCAUGA